GGGGCGCGGCCAUCGGCGAGACUGUGCGCCUCCCUUGGGACCAUGAGGAGCUCGCACCCGCCGCUCUUGGUCGCCCCUCGGCCUAGCCAGACGUGCAAACAACGCAUCUGCACCCGCUAAGCCAUGGACUCCCCCCUGCCUGCUCCCCAGCCGCGGGCGCACGCCGAGAAGGAGCUUCGGAAGCACAUGCCGCCCCUGCAGACAGCGGCUGUUGACCACAGAAGCACAGCACAACCGCGUCGCCAGGCUCCCUUCACGCCUCCCACCGCCGACAUGCUGCCGGACGAGGCAAAGGCCAAGCCGCCCGCCUCGCCCGCCGCCCACCAGCGCUUCGUCCUGACCGACUUCGUGGCCGCCCGCUACCUCGAGGAGGACUCUGCCACUGCAUGCCACGUCCUCGCCCGCCGCCAGAAAAUCGAGGGCUAUGAGAUAUACCUGGUCGAGCAAUGGGCCUGCUCCCGCACCCACCCUACCUUUCUCAUCACCACGUAUACGGGCAAUCCCCACGACACCGUCUUGGCCACGAUUCUCAGCGUGCCCAGGAACGAGGACGAGUGGUCGCCGCAGAUGCGCCUGUACUUCAACUCGCUGACCGACUACCAUGCCCAGAGAAAGGAAACUCCCUAUGGCACUCUGAUGGUCACCAAUCUCAGCGGCUUCCCUUCUUCGCUGACGGUCAUCCCCAUCCCUGGAGGCGACGUGAAAAAGUACCGCGAGGCCUUUCUUGUCAACGAGAACCUCAAGCGACUGGGCUGCUCUGGCCGCCUCGGCAUCCAGCUCACACCGCCCAGUGGUGCCACGCAGGCCAAGUUUGAGCAGCUGUACCGCACAAGCGACAAGAUUCCCUUCAAUGCUUCCGUCAUUGAGCUAGUCAAGCUAUGCCAGGUUGCGCUCGUCUUGUUUGGAAAGCUGGAGCCAGAAUAUGCCGAUGGGCUGCUGUGCGACGUGACAGAAAAAGCCAUCGGCGACUGGUGGAUAGAAUUUGGGUCCGAGUACUACACGGUAGAGCCUCAUGACGGCAUUCUUGGUCCAACCACUGUCGCCGCCCUGCUGGGCAUGUUGAUGGGGGCCCGCAACAGACUGAGCGCGUGCAACGUUGCAGUCGCAAAAGACGUCUUUGACAUUGAGGCUACCAAGCGUGGCAUUGCACAGUUUCAAAAAUCCCAUCACCUACCGAGAACCCGCCGCCUUGAUCGCCAUACGCUUGACAAGCUUCGAAGAGCUUCGGCAAAGGCAGCCAGCAAAGAAGGCUGGGCUGUUCCGCGAGCUUUCAAGUCUACGGUGGCUGAGCUGGGAGGCAAGGGUGGUGAGAUGGUCAUGGGCAUUGUGGGCGCUGGCCAGAAAGAUGGCAUUGCUGAAGUCGAGACCGUCGAUAUCGACCGCUUUGUCGAACUUGUUAGGGGUGAACAUGCAAAGUGGCUGUGGCAUGGAAAGCCUAGGAAAAAUGCAUCUGGCGACAGCAUGUUCGAUCGACUUCCUGGCGGAGAAUCGCGAUCGAGUUCGCCAGACAAGCACGACCACCACGGAUCCAAACUAACUCGCCAGGAAUCGGCACAGGAUCACGGAAUAACAAAACGUGACACUGCGUCUUCGGACAUGAAGAAAACAGAGGCUUUUACCCCAGAUGGCUUGGAGAAGGAUAACUUCAAGGAUCCUUCGUCGAAACGAGCUGCCAUCAAAGCCAAGCUAGAGUCUGGUGGUUUUCAUCACAUCAAAAACGCUGUCGGCCUUCGUACUCACGCCACCAAACUUUCCCGCGAGGAGCAUGGGCGUUAUGGGCUACAUCGCACAAAGAGUGGCGGUGCGCCCUACACUGAUUCACGAACAUCGAUUGACUAUGAGAGCCAAUCAGACGACCCGUAUUCACUGAUAUCACCCAAGAGCGUGGCUGGCGAAGAGCCGGCUUUUACCAAGGUCCUGACCGAGACCCCAGGUGAAUCUGUGACCUCACUCACUACGCACAAACAAGCCAAUGGCCGUCGGGCGUCAAACCUACACGCUUCGGUUGCCGAAAGCGACACAUCAGAGCAGCCCGAGCACCUUCGGACAGUAGCCAGUUCCAUUGCAGGCUCCAUUUACCACGGCAUAGACCUUGACAACAACUUUCCCGUCGAUGAAGCCAACGAAGUACCCCCUCUUCUACGCCGCACCCAAUCAGGCGAUCAAUUCGACCUGGACCAACCGCCUCGCAACCCAGAAUGGUGGCCCCGCCACCUCUCCUUCAGCGCAGCCGAAGAAUCCGUCCUCCGCUGGAUCCCCAUCAACGCCGGCUUAUUCGACGAAGACGCCAUCUCCGACGAAGCAGCCCCAUCUGUCACCACGCUCACCGCCCGCAACGCAGCCCAAAACAUGUAUUCCACACAGCUCAAACGCCUCCACAACCAGAUGCUGCAAGUCUCCACCAAACACCAAGACUGGGUCAACACGGGCCUCGCCCAAAUGACAGCCCUCUCCGAAGCCGUCGACACAGACAUAGAAACCCUAGAAGCUAUCUACUACCCCCGCCUCGACACAUACCACAGCCUCCGCGACGACACACACGCCACCGUCACCAACAACCGCGGCCAGCUCACCGCCAAUCUCCGCGAACUCGAGAAUAUCAGAGAUAAACUCGAGUAUGAAAUUAGUGCCCUCAAGGGCAAGGUCGACGAUGUUGAAGAUGUCGUUGCUGAAUUCGAGACUCAGGUCGAGUUUGUCGAGCGUAAGCUUGAGGAGCUGGAUUCUGUCCUUGAUGAGAAGGAGGGCUGGUGGAUGUGGAGUUGGAGAAUGCUGACGGGGCUUGGUGAGGCGCCGGGUUGA
Molecule: messenger RNA, 2799 nt
Organism: Exserohilum turcica Et28A
Lineage: Eukaryota; Fungi; Ascomycota; Dothideomycetes; Pleosporales; Pleosporaceae
Exons: 1
Coding region: 124-2799 (891 amino acids)
Cellular component (GO): Sin3-type complex
Source: RefSeq, a predicted model, not a curated record